Malania oleifera is the source of this 408-nucleotide messenger RNA. RefSeq lists its product as uncharacterized. NCBI's taxonomy places the organism in Eukaryota, Viridiplantae, Streptophyta, Magnoliopsida, Santalales, Ximeniaceae. The coding region runs from base 1 to 408 and encodes 135 amino acids. The transcript has a single exon. The record is from RefSeq and is a predicted model, not a curated record.
AUGGGUGGCGUAGACCCUGAUGCAGUGCUAUGUAGCAUCACCCAGCAGGUGAUGGCAGAGAUGGCCAGGAACUCAGGGGAGCGGAGUUGCACGAUUGAGCAGUUCACGCGUAUAAAGCCCCCGUCAUUUUUCGGAGGGGCCGAGCCAUUAGUGGCUGAGAAUUGGGUCCAGGAUAUUAAGGACAUGUUGGUAGUGUUCCCUUGUAUUGAGGAGCAGAAAGUGUCCUUUACUGCAUUCAAGUUAACUGGAGAAGCCAAACGCUGGUGGAGAUCAACGAGAUUACUAGAGGAGUGGAGACCUGAUCCUGUAGCAAUGACUUGGAGCCACUUUAGGAAGUUGCUCUUAGAGCGGUGUUUCCCCUCUACUAUUAGAAGCGCGAAGGUAGUAGAGUUUUUGCACUUGACGUAG